Aspergillus alliaceus is the source of this 3106-nucleotide messenger RNA. RefSeq lists its product as uncharacterized. The record is from RefSeq and is a predicted model, not a curated record. Gene Ontology annotation, molecular function: hydrolase activity, acting on carbon-nitrogen (but not peptide) bonds. Lineage: Eukaryota; Fungi; Ascomycota; Eurotiomycetes; Eurotiales; Aspergillaceae. Bases 78 to 3059 code for a protein of 993 amino acids. The transcript is spliced from 6 exons.
GUCCCUGCAAAACAUGAAUCUCACGAUUCUUCCUCCAGACACAGGACAAGAGUACCUACGGUGCAAGCAUUCUAACGAUGGCCGCCAAAGGUGGCCUUCCUCUCUCAGAGGCUCCUCGCCAUAAAUACGCACAAGGAUUAAGACAUCGUCGGCUGCGAACCUGGCGAAGACCUUUGUGGACGCUUUUAUUUGUUGCAGUACUCACAGCCCUGAUUCAUGGUGAAUCAAAAGUCAGUCUCAUAUCUCGUCCAAAAUAUGCAAAAGAAACCGGUCUAUUUACCGAAGGCCUAAACAAAUGCUAUGACACUCAACAAAGGAUCAAUGAUCAGCCUGCCUCCAUAGACAGACGGAACGAACGCUGGAAUCCGAUCUCCGGCCAGAAGAGAAGCGUAGUUAUUCACAACGCUACACUUUUCGACGGGGAGUCCACCCGCGAUGGGACAUUCGAUAUUCAUUUUACAUCUGGUGUAAUCCGCUCAGUGUCUCCCACGGGCCAAGGCAAUCCCAUCCCAGAAGAUGCUCAUAUUAUCGACGCCCGUGGGAGAUUUGUUACUCCCGGGCUAGUAGACAUGCAUUCCCACCACUUAUUGCUCCCGUUCCCUCAGCUUCCGGCCACCAAUGAUGUUAAUGAGCGUCCAUUACUGGGACCCAUAACCCCUUUCGUGCGCGCUAUUGAUGGCUUCAAGCCCUACGAUCCUGCUAUUAAGAUUAUCGCCUCUGGGGGCGUUACUUCCUCCCUGAUACUACCGGGGUCAGCAAAUAUUGUCGGCGGUGAAGCAUAUCUGGUCAAGAACCUGCCGCUUUCUGGGGCAAACGGAGAACCUGUAGUGGGGGAGUUGCUUUUGGACUACGGUAUCCCAGAGCAUAGUCGACAGCGAUACCUCAAAAUGGCAUGUGGGGAGAACCCCAAAAGGGUGUACGGUAACACGAGGCUUGGUCUUGUUUGGCUACUACGCAAACGCCUUGAGGAAGCGCGAGACCUGCACGAACGACAGUCUGCUUGGUGUCGAGCGGCGGCGGAUAUCAAGGAGACCAAAUUUGCUAGGGCUUGGCACAUAUCAAAUUUCAUCCGAAACCAAGGAAAGCGACCAGAGUCCUUCGAACUAGAAACCUUGAUCGCACUUCUUAAAGGCGAGCUGAAUGUGAAUGUGCAUUGUUAUGAGCCCGAGGACCUUGAGCGCAUGCUCUCCGUACUCCAUGAGUUUGGUGUCCAUCCGCAGGCUUUCCACCAUGCACUAGAGGCAUGGCAGGUUCCAGAGCUUUUGAGACACCUCGAAGAAAAUAUUACUAUCGCAACCUUUGCGGAAAACUCCCUCUUCAAGGCCGAGGCAUACGGAGCGAAUCUACGAGGGCCAAAGAUUCUAAAUGACCAUGGAGUCAAGGUCGCCUUGAAAUCAGACCACACUGGCGAGGACAACUAUGCAAAAUACUUGGUAUAUCAAGCUGCUGUUUCCCAUUCUUUUGGCCUGCCAGAAGACAAAUCCCUGCAAUCAGUCACAUCCAUUCCUGCUCGUUCUAUCCAGCAAGGCCAUCGGAUUGGAUACGCUCGUCCCGGUUACGAUGCUGACCUAGUCAUAUGGGAUGAUCACCCGUUGCAAGUCGGUGCAACACCCCUUGAGGUGUUUAUCGACGGUCGCACUGUUCUGCACGAUGAGGAUACCCUAGAUCAAGUGAUCUACCGUAACCCCAACUCUGUAGAGCCCCCUCAAACGCCAUUAUUUCGACCAUCGAUUCUUAAACAUGAGAAGAACGAGGUGUGCGCGAAGGUUCAAGUCCCUUCGUCAAACAUCCUCUUUACUGCUAUUAAGAAAGUUUUACUGGACACAUCUACUUCCCUCAGCGAAGAUAGCGGUGAUGUUGUACUACUGCUGCAGAAUGGCCGGAUUGCUUGCCUUGAUAAGAGAUCCACUUGUCUGCCCUCACCAGGGAGAGAUGAGAAUAUCACACAAAUUGACUUGAAUAAUGGCUACAUUACUCCGGGUCUCGUUGCGUUUGGAAACAACCUCGGCAUUGAGGCUAUUCCCUCAGAGGACUCUACUGCAGAUGGCUCUGCUGGGAAAGGCGGGGAUUCUUUAAACGAAAAGAAGAGUCUUCAUUUUGCAAAGUAUGGUGUGCAUCUGCAUGGUCGGGCUUUCACGAGAGCUAGACUCGGAGGAGUUACGAAAGUCAUCACUGCGCCUCGCUUUACUGGAGGUAUUCUCCAAGGAGUCAGCGUCGGUCUACGUACCAGCGAGUCAGCCACAAUUCUGGAGGACGGCAUCUGGAAGGACGAUGUCGCGCUCCACCUCGCUAUUGGCCAGUCAGCCAAAGGUAAGACAUGUCUCAACCAAAUCAUAUACCCUAGCUUAUAUUACAGUUGGGUAACGAUUAUCGCUCCAGGUGAUGACACGCCGACGGUCUCGUCUGGCAUUGAACGUGUGCGUCAGUUACUAGCGGUAGGCGGGCAGGAUGGAGCAGACAGUCACAGCAUAUAUGCACAGGCCGCCAACGGAUAUAUUCCUGUAGUUGUUCAAGCCUACAACGAGCAUGAUAUCUCCCAGUUGAUUCUCAUCAAACGGGAUUUCCCUUCUGUCAAUGUUGUCGUAUACGGAGCUCAUGGCGCAGUUUCUGUUGCCCGACCCCUUGCCGAAGCAAAUAUACCCGUGAUACUCACCGGUAAUCGCGGGGCACCUACUAACUGGGAAAAGAAAGAUGUUCUCACAGGCCCGCCACUAACCGAAAGCCCGGCAAAGAUCCUGAUCGACGCUGGAGUCUUGCUGGGCCUGGCAAUCCAAAGCGACUCCAAUAUCUAUGGUCUAGCGCAGGAGGCUCGGUGGGCCGGUAAGUUCGCGGGGCUCAAUGAUAAGGAAGCAAUCUCUCUCGUGUCGACCAACAUCGAAACUAUUCUCGGUACUCGGUCAAAAGAGACUCGCCCAGGUGGAAAUGUGCCAGCCUAUGCUGGAGACUUUGUCGUCUGGGAAGGGGAUCCUUUGAGGGGAGAGGGCUCGGUUGUUGUUUCUGUGCAGAGCGAUGGAAAGAUCGCUGAUUGCUGGCCGGACACCAGGGAUGCUGUCUUGUAGACCUUCAUAUUAGGGUAUAGAGACUACUAUGAGGUACCAGUUGAUAG